ACGACAUCACUUCAGAGUUCAGUCAUCAAUCAAUUAUCAAUUGUAAAAGUACCGGUAUAUGUGAUUCAUUAUAGGAAUUUCAACGACAAUAUAAACUAAUUUUAUACUUAAAAUAUAAUUUAAAAACUAUUUCAUAUUUUUGGGGUGAAUAACGUUGGUUUAAAAUGAAAUAGUACUAGAAUCCCUCAGCAAGUUUUAAAGCUUAUGUGACGUGAAUGCGCCUAGCCAAUCAAACAUGGCGGCGCCCAUUGUCUCAUGCGAAUUGUCAUUAAAAUCCGGUGAAAGAUCUACUUUUAAGUAUGACGUGGAUACAAAUGACGGUAAAUUUACACACCAGUCGCUUCGAGGGGCUAUUGCUGCAAUGCAGGGAGAUCUAAAUACAUUUUUAACGGCUCAGGUGGAAAAGGAAAAGCAAGAGAAUGCUCUAAAAAAUGGUGGUGCGAAGCUCCAGCGGCAAAGCAAAUGCGGAUCUGCCGAAGGCUCCGGCGGAGGCGAUGGAGAGCGAGAGGAUCCCACUGGUGAUCCAGCCGCUGGCAGUGAUUCCGAUGAUGUUGAUUUGGAUGAAGAUGAAGAUGAAGACGAAGAGCAAGAUGUCUCAAAUGAAGCAGACAGUAAUGACAACCAGGCUGGAAAAAGAGAAGCAAAGGACUGGGAUUCAACUUCAAGCAAAAAGUCCAAGUUAUCUGAUAGCUGACAUGAAUUCAUGUAUGAACUGUGAGUUGAACAGCUAGUGAUACCAUGUUGAAUCUAAAUCUAGAUUCAGCAACAUGUAUGGCAUUCACAUUUUGAUAUUGUUGUAAAAAAUGUAAAUACACUGUAUCUUAUGUUAAGACUUGUGUAAUUGUUUUAUCGGGAUCAAAUACAAUUGUACAUGGACAUCUGACAUGUACAGGAUCUGUUUGAGAACAUAUACAAUAUAUUUAUAAUGAUUGCAAGAACCAGGUUAGACUUUGCAGCAGUGGGAAGCCAUAAUGUAUCUGAUAAUUUCAAGUUGUUGUUUUGUUUUUUACCAUUACUGUUCACCUGUGUAAUGACAUCUCAGUGUAAGAUUCUUUUAUAUUUAUUUUUUAUUUGUAAAGCUCAUUUUUAUAAUAGAAUUAUGAAGUACACAUUUCCAAGAGUUGCGGGUACAUAUUACAAUUUUUUUGACAGUCAACCUGAAGUUGAGUACAUACCUUCCGUACCACUCAAUUAGUCGAAAAAGUUGUAAAACAGGUACAUACACAUUUGCAUAAUUUGUAAUGUUAAUUGUAGGCCUAUAUUUUGGCAACUUUUGGAUAUAUUGUCACUUUUUGCAAUACCAAGUCAUUCAGGUGAUCUAACCACAAUGGCUAAACCUAUAUGGGCAUUUUCACCACAGAUGGACACAGAGGCAAAAAAAUCAAGUUGAUAUUCAUGUCAAAUGCUUUAUGUUUUUUAAUAAAACAAGACCUGAAGUUUCAGAGACAAAAUUUUUUUCCGACUCUGGCAGCCAUUUUUUAUUUCAAAAUGGCUGCCAAAGUAUGGAUACAAAUUAGUGUUGAAAAUAGUAUAUUGAUACAUAUUUUGUUUUGACAGAUUUUUAAAGAACAGGUUUGAUCAUGAUGUUUUCGCCUGUGAUUUAGCUUGCUAUUAUAACACUUUUUAAAAUCCCACAGAAAGAAACACCAGUAAUUCAUUCAUCUGAUAAAAAAACAUUGAUGAAGUAUGUGAUAUGGUAUGUAAUGUCAGUUACCGAAAACAUGAACUUUUUUUUCUCAUUUCCUGGAAAAGAGGAUACAUUAUAUGAAACUUGGUAGAUUUCCUCUCUAGGUAACACCCCUCCCUUCUACACCAAAAUUAAAGAUUACCAAUUAACAAUGAAGCCAUAGGGUACCAUUAAAUAUAUGUAAUGUCAGUUACCAAGUGGAAAAUGUAAUGUCAGUUACCGAGAUGUAAUGUCAGUUACCAUGAUAAAACGUUGGUUACCAAUAUUGAAAUGCAAAUAUGUGGUCAAUUUUAUGAAAAAAUAUUAUAUACUUGUUAUUUAAGUCUUUCACUUUAAAAGUCACACCAGAAGGAGCUUGCUAUUGACUUUUAAAAGGUAUAGUUCACAAGGAAUACUAUAUGAAAUUAUGAAGGAAGUUGCAUUCCCAUCGUGCAAAAAAAAAAUUGCUAUGAAAUUGUUUUGUACAUGCACUUACCAAGUACCUAUGUUUGUAUCAGACAAUUUUUUGUUUGGUUUUCGGGGGGGGGGUAGGGGGUACUUUUCCCAACCUAUUGCCCCUUAUUCAUUUUGCCUUUUUUGAGGGGAGGGGGAGGUUGGAGAAGGAAAAGGUUUAAAAAGUCAAUAUAAAACUGAUGAAUAUAUUAUGGGUGUAUAGUCAGAAAAAUCCAUGUGUACAGUCAAUGCAAUAUUAAAUUACUAUAGGAAAACAUGUAGCUGCUAUGACCCCCCCCCCCCCCCCCCCGAGUAAGUAAAACAUACAUUUCUUAUCUUUGGAUAAUUAAAAAUGUGAAGUAUUAUGAAACUUUUAUGAUUUUAAAAAGCCUUACAUAUAAGUACCAAGAAAAUUAUGCCUUUGAAAAUCAUAUAGCACUGGUAAAUGUUAAUGUGUAUUGUCAGUUUCCGACAAGUAAUGAUAAAAAUGUUCAAAUCAAAGAAAGGAAUUAAGAAAAAGAAAUUUUUUUUUCAUUGAAAUGUUCCUAAAAACUCGGGUAUACUUCCACAAGCUCACUUUCAUGUGAAGCCCUGCACAGAACAUACAAUGCAAUGAUUCCACACAUUUGACUUCCAUGUGUUAUCUCUAUGGCAAAUUAAGUGUAAUGUCAGUUACCGUAAUGUCAGUUACCAGCAUGGUUGUGGAAAAAUGAUCAUAGUCCCCAAAAGACAAAAACGAAUUGUUUAAUAUUUUGACACAUCUUAACCUAGUAACGGAGGUAUAUUUACAUAUUCAAAUUAUUACUCUAUCUACUCAGGGACAUGAGAUAUUUCAAUUUUAAUGAACACCCUGAAAUUGCCUGUCCUUUUGCGUAAUGUCAGUUACCGACACAUUUUUGCUUGCUGAUGCGUAAGAAAAUGUGGUUACAUAGGAAAACUUAGUAUCAGAGUAUACAGCAAGGUUCACUUCAUUAACUCUAUCAAAAGCAAACUCCCAUCAUUUGUUGUUUUAGAGAUACACACAAUGAAAGGUGCGAAAACAUUGUGCCGUGUAAUGUCAGUUACCGUGAAAAUGCCCAUAUGGUCUUUAAAGUUUACCAAUAUUUCUAUUUGCUGUCUUGUCCAACUAAAUUGGUUCGUGCAAUUUGUCAUUCUAACGAUCAAAUCUGCUUUUUCAUGUACUCUGUAUUCAAUGACAAUUUGGUACAUGUAUAUACUAGGCUUACCAUGUCUUCUCAUCAGAAAGAGAGAGUGAUGUGAGACCAAGCAGGGAAUUAUAGAUGAAAUGAAAAUAGGCAUAGCCUAUGAGAUAAAAUGACAAAGUGCAAGUUUGACACGAAUUGGUUGUAGAGGACAUUGACAUAGACCAAAACCAGGGAAAAUAAGACAGACAAAGUUACCGAUUUCCCAAUGGUUUGGUAUUCAAAUUUAUGAAUGCCUUUUUUAAAAUCUACCCUAACUUAUACUAAUUAUCAUUAUAAAUUAUCGGAACACAGUAAGGGCUUUUUGAAGACUAAACAUGGGUUGUCACUUAUAAUACCUGUUCAGAAUGUAUUAUUUCUGAUUGAUAUUUCAUUAGAGGAUAACCUUUUGUUUUCAUUUGUGUAAGAUUGACAGGGUAAACAAUCAUAUAAUUAUUAGAAAAUGUUGCAAAUUGAAUUUACGAGAAUGUACAAAAUACUGUUCAUCAAAAGCAAGAAUUUGAUGAAAAUCAUGUAAUAAAUCUUAGUAUGAGUUCAUGUACUGUACAUGCAUGGGCGGAAAUCCCAGGGGGGACAGGGGGGACGUGUCCCCCCUACUCAAAAUAGUAGGGGGGACACAAUAUCAAAUGUCCCUCCUACUAUUUUUUGUCUUUUAUGAUGGUAAGAAAUACAUCAUUCUAAAUCGAAAUAAAACAUGUAUUUUGGGACGAGAUGACCGUACUUUUGGGAUGAUAACCUUUUUUUUUGCUUGUCAAAUUUUCCCGCCCCAUGUCCCCAAAGGCGGAUCCAGGGGGAGGGCCCCCCCCCCCCCCUAUUGGCGGAGCAAAAAAAGAAAAAAAGGAAAAGAAAGAAGGAAAAUGAAAAAAGGAGGGAAAAGAGAGGAGAAAAAGAAGAGAAGGACGACGAGUGCAUAAAAUAAGAUGAGGGGAAGACUUGGAAAAUAAAAAGAAUCUUUCGUGCCACUAUAUUAAAUUUUCGCUCGCGCUUCGCGCUCGCAUUGCUUGUUAGGUGAUUUACAUAUUUCACCUCGGAAAUGGAACUUUCAUUAUUUUGUGUGAUUUACAAAUUGGUUUUUAAAAAGUGCUCUGUAAAAAUGUCAGUUUUAUGGGCUGAAUAAUUUUAUCAACAUCUGCUCUCGCAAAUUUUGAUUUAUCAGGUACCUAUUAUUUUCGUGUAUUCCAUAAAGUUUUCAAAAUAUCCCUUUUCAAGUCUGAUUGUCAAGACGUAUCAGCUAGCGCUGCACGCUGGCAUUUUGAUUGGCGAGUUAUGUAUGUUUCAAUAUUGAUUAUACAACAAACUACUUGAAAUCCCCUUUUCAUGACAGGUUAUCAAAAAUUUUAGCUCGCGAUUUGCGCUCGCAUUAAUGGUUAAAAAUAUAUUAACUGAUGUAUCCUAUUCAUAAUUACAAAAGUGAAAUGUCGAGUUUUUAUGCCAUAAUAUCAUCAGAUUUCGCGCCCUCAUUAGGCAUUAAUAAAUAUGAUAUUGAUUUAAUAAUUAAUUGUCCCUUUUAAAUCUCGAAAUUUUCCGCUCGCGCUUCGCGUUCGCAUCAGUUGUCUACUUAUAUACAUACUCUGCUUGAGAGUCAGUUACAAAAAGUGCUUAGAAUUUCCAUUCUUUAGGUGAAAAUGUAAAAAAAAAAUCAGCUCGCGCUUUGCGCUCGCAUUAUUUGAUCAUGUUAAAUGCUAACUGCAUGCAGUCUUUAACAGGUAUUUUUCCAUCAGUUCAUUUCUGCUCGCGCUUUGCGUUCGUAGUAAUUAUUAAGUUGCAUACACAUUUUUUCAGGAUAACAAACAUUGCCCAGAAUGUUCAAAUUUUAGGAAAAAAUACAUAAAAUUUCCAAAAAAUUAGCUCGCGCUUGUAUCUUAUAUCGAUAUUAUAUAUGAAUUUAUAAGAAUAAAGCUAAGAAGUGACUAAUGAGGACUACCCCUUCAAAGAAACAAACACAAAUCAUCUUCGAGCUGCCGAUCGGGGAAAAUAUGGCUGAAACAAAUUUCCGCCCCCCCCCCCCCCUAUUGGCGAAGGCUGGAUCCGCCCCUGUGUCCCCCUACCUUUUGGGAGAGAUUUCCGCCCCUGUGUACAUGUCUACUACUUUUUUUUUUCGUAGAGCUAUCUUUAUACUUAUGUUUAAUUAAGUUUUUGAAAUGUCAUCAUUAUUAUUAUUUAUUUGGCCAUAAAAAACAUACAAAAAUUGUACAAUGUAAUUACAUUAAUACAAUUUGAAAUUGAAUAAUUAAAUAUAGAUAAGGUAGAAAUGAAAGAGAAGAAGAAAACGGUUUUUCCAUGGGCCAGGGCUCGUAAAAGUAAAAUUCAGUACUAUUGCCAAGAGGCAUGCGAGCCCUCAUGGAAAAACCGUUGAGAGAAUAUUGCACAUUCAAUAUAUAAAAUUGCACAUUAUUAAAAUUCAAAUAAAACACAUUGACAAACAUUAUUUAAAAAAGUAUGUAUGUAACGCCAGGCAAGAUACAGUAAAAUAAAUAAAGACGGGUAUUAGGAAGAA
Molecule: messenger RNA, 5818 nt
Organism: Lytechinus pictus (painted urchin)
Lineage: Eukaryota; Metazoa; Echinodermata; Echinoidea; Temnopleuroida; Toxopneustidae
Exons: 2
Coding region: 236-694 (152 amino acids)
Source: RefSeq, a predicted model, not a curated record